CUCGUCGGCCUGCCCCCAGCCACGGCUGCCCAGCCCCUCCGGCGGCGACGGGAGGGCGCGGGCCCUCGGCCUCCCCCUGCCCGGCGGGGGCGCGCGGCGCCGGGAGCUGACCGUGGUGCUGAGCGCAGGGCUCGAGCUUGGGCGCGGCUCCCGGCCCUGCCAAGGCCUGCGACACUCCGGGCCCGAGCGCAGAGGGCCACUGCAGCAUGGAGCUGAAGAGAGGAAAGACCUUCAUCAAAUCCAGCCUGCAGAUUUCCCACGAGAAGCCCCCAGACCCAGCAGCUACUGCCCCGGCCAGGGAGGAGGCAGGGCCCUGGUCAGUCUCACCAGGUGGGGCGCAGCGGCCCCACAGCGAGCAGGGCCCCCAGGUCAGCCCCAGCACCCAAGGAUACGACAGAUGCUCCGACAAGGGGACACAGCCAGAUGCCGGUGCGGGGGCCACGGCUCUCUGUGGGGCCACCUUCAAACUGGUGCGGAAGAGCAAGACGCAGGAGAGUGUGCCCGGGGCUGGCAGGGCAGCCGCAGCUGCUGGGCAGCUGGUGGGCAGCGCGAGCUUCCCAGGGCCCGCCAGCAGCCAGCGCAUGAUUGACUACCGCCACUUUGUGCCCCAGAUGCCCUUUGUGCCCGCCGUGGCCAAGAGCAUCCCAAGAAAGAGGAUUUCCCUGAAACGACCCAAGAAAUGCUUUCGGAACCUAUUCCACAUUCGCAGAAACAAAACUGAGAACUUGGCCUCGCUGGCAACCAAGGGGAAGAGCCUGUCCUCCCCUGAGAGCCCAUCAGAAGAUGGAGGGCAGCGAGGCAAAGCCUCCUUCCCCUUGGGCGAGGGGCUGGGGCCGGACGGCCUGUGCCAGGACCUGUCUGACAGUGAGUUCCUGCCCGAGUCCUCCUUGGACCUCUGCAGGGCCCUGUGUGAGGACGUGGCCUCACUUAAGAGCUUUGACUCACUCACUGGGUGCGGGGAGAUCUUUGCAGAUGAGAGCUCAGUGCCAUCCCUGGAGUUGAAUGAGGGUCUAGGGAGCCCAGCCCGGGCACCGCAGGCCCCCGAGAGCAGGGCUCCCAGGGGCCCCUGCCAGGGCAGCGUGGAGCAGCUGGCGUCGCCGGCCCAGAACGAGAUGGCCGACCUCGCCAGGUUCUGGGACCGCGUGAAUCAUUCGGUGCGGCAGCAGCAACGCGCCCUGCUAGGCCCCCGGGGGGCUCCCACAGACCAGCCCAGGCCCGAUGCGGCCGGGCUCGCCGAGCUGCCCCUGCGCCCAUGCAGGGACACCCUCAGCGACUCCAAAGCCAGCCCCGUAGACACAGGCACCCCCAGGAGCGAGCGGCCGGGAUCAGCGUCCACGAGCGAUGAGGGCUACUACGACUCCUUCUCAGCGGGCCUGGAGGAGGACAGGAAGGAGGCCCCCAGCCCGGGCGCGCCCGCCGCCGCCUUCCCCCGGGACAGCUGCAGCGGCGACGCCCUCUACGAGCUCUUCUACGACCCCGCCGCGGGCCCGGCGGGCCCGAGCCCGGAUGACGACCUGUGCGUGUCCGAGAGUCUGUCGGGGCCGGCACUGGGAGCCCCCCUGUCCAUGUGCAGCUUCCACGUGGGGGCGGAGGAGAAUCUGGCCCUGGCCCCGGGCCCCGACCUGCUCAGCCAGAGCUUCUUGCAGAGCUCCUGGAGGGGCAAGGAGUGCUUGCUGAAGCUCUGCGACACCGAGCUGGCCAUCACCAUGGGCAUCAUCAACUGGCUCCGCCGGGGUCCGGAGCUCCGCGCCUCCCCUGCCUCGGCCCCCGGGGAGCCAGCGCAGACACCUGCAGCCGCCCCUGAGAAGGGGGGCCUAGGCCCAGUGAAGCUGGAGGGCAGAGGGCCCCGGGCCUUAGAUGCAGGGAGGACCACCGUGAGCUCAGCCCCGAGCACGCGGGAGCUGUGGGCGUGUUCGGGUCCCGAGGGCCCGCUUGGAGUGAGCGAGGUCUUAGCGGGGGCCGAGCAGGGGCCCAGCUCUCCAUCCAGGGACCCCUCUCUGGAGUGCGUGUGGAUCUCUGGGGGAGAAGGGACACAAGGCUGCCCUGAAGGCUCAUUCUCCUCGGUGGAGUCAGCAGCCUCCGUGACAACAAGCAUCUCCAGCAGAAGCAAGGUCCCAGACCCCUCUGCCUGGCCCAGCUCCCAGGAGCCCAGGCCGCCUGGGAACCUGGGGUGUUUCCAAGGCCCCUGGAGGCCAGGUCCUGGGGGAAACUCUCUGGAUUCAGAGCUCACCCUGACGGGCUAUGUGGCCCAGAUGGCAGCCCUGCAGAUCCACCCAGACUGCCAACCCCCUGCUGCUCAGCCCCUGAGGCAGAACACAGGCAGCGGGCUCUGUGGGCAGACUCAGGCCAGCGGCCCUGACAUUCUGCAACAGGAACAUCCUAACAGCUUCCCCAGUGUGGCCGCCAUCUGUGGCCUGCCCUCCGUGGCUGGCCCACUGGACCAGAGGUGCCCAGCCCGCAUCCUGGACCUGAGCCAGCUCAAGGCGGAGCCUGCCAGGCUGGAUGCCCAGGCCCGGGCCUCUGCGGAGGACCAGCCCCUGCAGGCUGCACACAGGGGCCAGCUGGACUCUUAGCCCCGCCUCGGCCCUGCUGCUGGCUGAGACUCUGGGAUCACCUGUCAGGAGUUCUGGCCCUCACUUUCACAGCCAGCAGGAGGGGUCUCCCUCUGCAAGUGCCCCAGAAAGCCUCUGCAGCUUCCUGGCCCUGAUGCCUGAUGGCCUCCUCUGCAACCAACUGGAAGUGGGGGCCCCUGGGCCAGCACUGCUGAGCCCCACCUUUACAACAGGCUUGUGUCUUUGUGGCCACAUUCAGGAGAGCCUAAGACCCAAAUCUCCACCCUCUGCCCCUGAUGUGAGGACUGUGCUAGGGGGAGGGCAGUGGCAGGACUGAGGCAAGCGGGGCAGGGCAUUUUCAUACGGAGGUAUCCAGGCUUGAACGGUCCAGCUCAGCCAGCCUGAACAGAUGCGGGGCAGCCCAAGGCCAAGGACAGCUGCCAAACUGCCAGUGCUCUCAAAAAUGUGCCUCACUGACUUCCCCAGGGAAAAGUGAAGGCUCGAAACCCAGUGUGAAGUGGGCACACCUGGCUGCAACUCACACAGCAUGUCAGAGAGGAGCUCAGGCUUGAAACUGAAGGAAAUAGUACAUAAUUUGAAGAUAAGUCUGCCCAGGGGUUGAAAGUAAUCAAUGUGAGUUGGGGGUUUGGGGCUCAGGGGUGGGAGCUUGAGUGCAGGAUGUGGGGGUGGGGGUCUUGCAGAUGAGCUCAGGAGUGCCUGCUGGUUCUGCCUUGGCCUGUUUCCCAUCCCCAGGAAGAGCAGCCACAACCUCUGGGGCCCUGAAGGGCUUCUCUGAGGGAACCAGAAGCAAGACCAGCCAUCUCGGCAGGAACCUUGAACCAGCAGACGCCACGCAUUCCUGUGCAGCCCCGGCAGGGCUGGCCGGACACUGCAGACCCUGGCUGAUGGGCGCUGGUGGACUCCCUGUCCCAAAGCGUCCCAUACAACCAAUAGCAUUCCCCCUGAGCCGUGGGCUGGCAAGAUGCUCCUGCAGAAGAAACCGACGGAGUCUCCACACUGCCGUUCUUGCCCUCCAUGCUGCCAGUACCCACUGGCCUCCCACUUGGAGAAGGCUCGCCUUUGAAUGAGCGCCUCCAAGGCCACAGCAUGUCCACAGCACCAAACAUUCAGAAUCACGGAGCGAAAGGUGGCCCACACCUGAGGAAGGGCAGGGGUCCACUCUGGCCAGCCUCAGAGCAGCUGUCCAGCAGCCGGCUCCUCGCCAGCGUUCCCUCCUCUUACCCAGGUUCUUCACCAUCAGAUCCUGCCUCAGCCAGCUAUGAGACUGUUGCUAGAGGAAGUGGGGGGGGGGUGCCCAGGUGAUGGGGGAGGAAUUCCAGGUGAUGAGGGAUGCAUUCUGACAAGCUGUUCACAGGCUGGGGCCUCUCCUUAUUGUCUGAGGCUUCGUUUUGGGCUAGAAAACGCUCUGUGGCCCUCAUGAAUGACUGCCUCUGGGGCCUUCUGUGCACAGCACAUGGUAGGUUCCAAAGGGCCUGGUCAGACCCAUUGAGACCCAGGACAGCGAGGUGUCCAGGGACUGCCACAGAUAGUCCCGACAGUGCUGUUGAGACUUGACGUGGGCAGGUGACACACAGAAGAGCUUCCUGCAUCCCUUCAGGAGAUGGAAUGCCCUCGCUCUCCUUGUCUCCUACAUAGAAACUGAAGCCCACGGCACGCUCCACAGGCCUGGGGGCUGAUGGUGUUGGCGUCCCAUCCCAGCUCCUCGGGCCCUGCUCUCAGCAGGCUCCCACCAGGAACGCUCCUCUCAAAGCCUCCGCGCCUCCCUUCUUUCAGGACACAGAUGUCUGGGGCCUCUGGGUGACAGCCGCGCAUCUCCCUGUCAUUUGUGCUGUGCCUCAGCAGAGCCGGGGCUGAGUAAAUCCUGUUGUGAGAAUGAAAUAUCACCAGGCUGUGUACGGCCUCCUGAUUUCCUGUUGCCGGUGGGCCUCGUGUCUGGAGAGCAGCAGAGUUGGGUUUUCCUUGGCAGAAGUUCUGACGGACGUUUCCUUAAUGUGACACGAUGACUUUGCAGGUAGGACCACCAAGAGCUCAGCACACAGCAGGCGGGAGCUGUGGGUGCGUUCGGGCCCUGAGGGCCUGCUUGCUGGCGUUAGCAAGGUCUUAGCAGGGGACGGAGCUGGGGACCAGUUCUCCAUCCAGGGACCCUUCUCUGGGAGAAAAGGGACACAAGGGUGCUGUGGGGUCUGCAACCUCUGUGACAACAAACAUGUCCAGCAAAAACGAGGUCCCAAAUCACUCUGCUCAGAGGCCAUGGCCAGGCGGGUGGGCAGGGACCCAGCAGCGGGGAGCAGUGACAAGGAGGUGGGGCCGUGGCCACCUGGGAGGACCUGUCGCCCCGUGCUCUCAAUCUGGGGAGCAUCUUAGGCAAUCCUGGCACCACAGAGAUUCUCACUUAGCAGUCUGGGGAGGGGUCCCAAGUGUGGUCUGCUAAGCCCCUUGCUAGGAGAGCGAAGGGGGCCGUGCGAUCUUCCUCUUUGUCCAGUGAGUCAGGGCUCCCUCGGCCCAUCUCUCUCCACACCGCGCCCCUCAGGUUGCCCUCUCCAGCAAGAGAGGUCCAGGUGAUGCCAGGCUGACUGGGCUCCACAGGCCUCAAGGGCAUCCUCAAGGUGGCCCACUGGGAGGGACUUAGGGGGCCAGUUCCGGGGGUAGGUGCCCAGCCCAGGGAUGGGUGUGGAAGAGGUCUGUGUGGGGCAUUUUCAGAACUCUGGUCAUGUCCAGCCUUCUCAUUCAACAUGGCUGGAGAGGUUACAGGAGCUUUUUCCCAUGUAAAGUAAGGUCCUCAGUCUGGUUGUCCCCAGCUCACAGCUGUCCCAGGCUCACACGUGGUGGCGGGGCUGGGGUUCACCCUGGGGCCUGUAUGCCAUGCUUCCAGCCUUCCAACUUUCUGAGGUUGAGCCGGAAACUGGGAGAUGCUGGAAGGGUGGCCUGGGGUGGACCAGGAGGGCAGGGAAGAGAGCAGGAGAAGGUGCUGGAAGGAGAAGGAAUGAAGGCCGACACAGGCUGGGGAAGAGCCUGCGAACUACACAGUGGGGUCCUUCUUACCUUUCCUGGUUUCUCAUUUUAUCUGUUUGUUUGCUUAUUUAUUUAGUUUUACUGAACGGGGACAAACACACAGAAUACAAAGCUCCAUGGCACAGAAGGGAAGGCAAUGGGAAGUAAGUGUCCUCCAGUUCCUCCCUUACCCUCUGUUAUUCUGAUUCAAAAUUCACUCCCAUUUACUACAACCAAGCCAAGCAGUGCCAAGUGUGGAGCCUCCUCUUCCCUGUCCUUGAACACUGGGUGUGUCCUCAGACCCUUUCUGUGGCCACGACCUAAACACACAUGGACCUGAACCAUUUUUACUGCACCCAGUGUCACCACAUCGCAGACAUCUUCCCUGGGCUUAGCAUCACCAGGAUCCCACGGGCUCUCCGUUCUCUUGAACAGCUGCUGCACAGCCAUCUCCUGUAGGUAACAAGCAAUUCAAGCACUCCCUUGUUGGUGGGGAGGGUGUAGCUCAAGUGGCAGAGUGCAUGCUUAGCAUGCACAGGGUCCUGGGAGCAAUCCCCAGUGCCUCCUCUAAAAAUAAAUAAAUGAAUAAACCUAAUUAC
Messenger RNA from Camelus dromedarius (Arabian camel), 6163 nucleotides. It is a transcript of the gene AMER3, whose product is annotated as APC membrane recruitment protein 3. Gene Ontology annotation, biological process: regulation of canonical Wnt signaling pathway. Lineage: Eukaryota; Metazoa; Chordata; Mammalia; Artiodactyla; Camelidae. Gene Ontology annotation, cellular component: plasma membrane. Bases 207 to 2573 code for a protein of 788 amino acids. The transcript is spliced from 2 exons. Gene Ontology annotation, molecular function: phosphatidylinositol-4,5-bisphosphate binding; beta-catenin binding. The record is from RefSeq and is a predicted model, not a curated record.